UCCUCACUAAAAGUAUUCAUUCCGAGCUGAGAGCGUAAAGAACACAAAUUUUUAUUUUCUCAAAAUAAGAAAACCAAAUUAAAAAAUUUUCAACUUUUGCGUGCUAAAAUAAAUAAUUAAUCAUGGAUUCAUGGAUGAGCCCAUUAAUAAAUAAUAUAUUAAUGUAUUUGGUGUGCAUGGUGACACCGUUCGGCGAAAAGUGUCGCAACUAUAUACUCGAGACAUAUCGCGAUUGUUAUCUGAACUUGAACUACGAUCUGCUCUCGAUAACUCGCUUUCCCAACUGGCUCUGGACUAGCGUGAUCAAUGGCGAUAGCUACACUUUGCUGGUGGACACCUCGCGUCCCGAAUGUCGGCACCUUAGCUAUCAGACGAAUGAGCCCAACUAUUUUUCCAUCGAUUAUAUACUGAAGCUGUGUUUAUUGCUGGGUAUCACCGCUUUGCUGAUCUACGUCAUCAUUAAAGUCGCUGUUCGACUUGCGUUCAAGCGUUAAAUAAAAUUUAUAUGUUCUGCAAAAAAUUUAAUGAAAUUCAUUUAGUUUAAAGAGUUUUCGUGUUAAGCAUUAAUUUCAAAUUCAUUUGGGGGGAAUUCAGUAAUUGCCAGUC
Molecule: messenger RNA, 606 nt
Organism: Drosophila sulfurigaster albostrigata
Lineage: Eukaryota; Metazoa; Arthropoda; Insecta; Diptera; Drosophilidae
Exons: 2
Coding region: 123-494 (123 amino acids)
Source: RefSeq, a predicted model, not a curated record